This is a messenger RNA of Exophiala viscosa, 1685 nucleotides long. Its product is annotated as putative xylanase 3. Lineage: Eukaryota; Fungi; Ascomycota; Eurotiomycetes; Chaetothyriales; Herpotrichiellaceae. The transcript has a single exon. Gene Ontology annotation, molecular function: hydrolase activity, hydrolyzing O-glycosyl compounds. The coding region runs from base 299 to 1540 and encodes 413 amino acids. The record is from RefSeq and is a predicted model, not a curated record. Gene Ontology annotation, biological process: carbohydrate metabolic process.
AUUUCACGCCACGUGUAUCUGCCUCUGGUAAUCUAUGAGUAGUCGGUCUUCUGGGAUUACAUGCACACAGGCUUCCUUGCAAGAGAGCGUGCUGCUGCUUGUCUCGAGAUCAAAACUUGGUGGCUGAGACAUACAUGGUGCCUAGUGGACAUGCAACUCCCUCUUGUUCUGAUCCAAGCGCAAUCUCCUUGCCUUGCACGAACCUAGAGUACUCUGUCUGGUGUGAGAUUCUAUCUGCUCCUGAUCAACUGGCCGGAGCCCAUACCUGGAGUACAAUCUUCACUGAAGGUACCAAUCCAUGACCCCAAGUCUGAAGCCAACCCAUUUGUCCUUUACUGUUGUGUUCUUUACCGUUGCCAGUCCCCAGGACUGGAUUCUCGGGAGCCGCCAGAUGAUCCAAUCAUCGAGGACCAUUCUCUUCCUAUUUCUUUUGGCCAUUGUACUCGACAAGCAUGCGAUCCAAGUCUCUGCCAGGAGCCUGCACGACAAUUCACCCGACUGUGAUUGCUAUGUCACCAGUGGCCGUUCGCCUGCUUUCUUCGAAUAUCAUCGCUUCUACGACUUCCGAGAUAUUGCCGGCGACAGCGUCUAUGAUCAUGAACCUGCUAACGUUACAAACUCUCAGUCUAAUGGCGAUGAACCUGGCCAGCAAGGAUACCUCAACUCUAGCACAUUCGCCAAGGACUGGAAAAUCCAGACCUGGGGCCAUGAGCGCGAAGGACCAGACUAUCCAGUGACUGUGCAAAACUCACCUCAAAACGUCUUCAUCCAACGUGAUCUCCUGGAGUCAUCCACGUCACAUCUCACACUGCGUGCCUACCGUGCCGAGGACUUUACUUCCACCGCCGAACUCGAAGGCCUGCAACGAAAUGUCCUCCACGCUUCUGUACGCUUCCGUGCUCGCGUCCGUGGUGCUACUGGUGUCGUCGCUGGCAUGUUCACCUACCUGAAUGACAGCCAGGAGUCCGACAUUGAGAUUUUAACCCGGGACCCACCCAAUCAUAUCCGAUAUACCAACCAACCAUCAGUUGGUAGCGAUGGAUAUGAUGUGCCAGGAGCCAGCACCGAGCUUGACCUUCCAGCCCCGAUUGUCUGGUCGGAAUGGGUCACCCAUCGGCUGGAUUGGAGGCCACAAAUGAGCUCUUGGUAUGCUGACGGUCAAUGGCUCUUGGACAAGGAGUAUGGGGUCCCAUACCUACCCAGCUAUCUUGUACUUAACCUAUGGAGCAAUGGUGGUGAUUGGUCUGGUAACAUGAGCCUUGGAUCUGCAGCUUAUCUCGACAUCCAGUGGAUUGACAUGGUUUUCAAUAAAUCAGGACCAGCUGACGGCUACAAACUGGAAGGUAUUGACAAGUUUCGACGCAACGUCAAUUUUGUUGCAAAGCGAGAAAGCCACUGCCAUCGUGUCUGUGCUGUGGAUGACAUCCCCGCGGCAGGAUUCCCUGUUCUGGUUUCCCAGGCGGCCUCAACGAUGAGAAAGACCGAAUGGAUGUCCAUGUAUGCUCUGGGGCUGGGGCUGGCCCUUGCAAGUACGUUUUGAUGACGUGGGGAGGGUACGAGACAAUAAUGGGCAGUGCUUUAUACGGACUGUGCAGGGACUGCAGGACAACCAAUUAGCAUGAGCGACAGAGGGUGUAUAGAUUGGUAUAGGAUACAUGGACAACUUAUACUAUACUUUGGGGGGG